Messenger RNA from Cryphonectria parasitica EP155, 725 nucleotides. RefSeq lists its product as uncharacterized. Lineage: Eukaryota; Fungi; Ascomycota; Sordariomycetes; Diaporthales; Cryphonectriaceae. The coding region runs from base 10 to 393 and encodes 127 amino acids. The record is from RefSeq and is a predicted model, not a curated record. The transcript has a single exon.
AGCGCCACAAUGUGCGCCUUUUUUUCUUCAAUUUUUCUCGGUUUUGUGGGCAUGGAGGUGAUGGCGUUUUUGAUGGACUGGGUUAUAGAUGUCGCCUUAAGGAGAGGUGAGCACGAAACGAGAAGAAGUGGUGUGGGGGGUUUAGGUUCGUCGUCGAUUCACUGCGUGGGUCACAUAUUUGACCUUUUCACCUCGCGGUCGAACCCGAAACAAGCAACGCUGACGCACGGUGUCAACGGAGUCUCCUUUUUAUUUAUCUUUUUUAUUUGGCAUGUCGGUGACCAAAAGGGGAGGAUCAUGAAGAGAGGGAAAGAAAGAGAGAUAUAUUCAUUGACCGUGUGGUUAGGAGCUUUUUUAGAGUGUGCUCCAAGCCGGGGUCGGGGUGGACAUUAAAUUCUUUUUGGGACAAGAAUUUGAUGAAGAAGAAGACACAUGGGUGGGGAGGGAAGGACUUCUUUCCCUCGGCGAGACCAAAUGGGACAUCAUCUAUAUCUGGGCGGCCAAGUCAAGAGAGUUGUGCACGAUGGGUUGAAGAGACGUCAUCCCAUCUUCAACCGUGUCCGUCACGGCGGGGUCCAAAUCGAGAAAAGGUUGGCUUUCCAAGCAUCAAAGAGAGAAAGAGAGAGAGAGAGAGAGAGAGAGAGAGAGAAUGUGCGUGUGUAUAUAUCGAUGAAUCAGUUGCGGGCAAACGAUACCAAAAUCCAAACCAACCGGUGACAUCACCC